Messenger RNA from Drosophila kikkawai, 921 nucleotides. It is a transcript of the gene Bfc, whose product is annotated as Booster for Crq. NCBI's taxonomy places the organism in Eukaryota, Metazoa, Arthropoda, Insecta, Diptera, Drosophilidae. The record is from RefSeq and is a predicted model, not a curated record.
AUCAUUUUCAAUACCAUUUCUCAUUCUUUGGCAAGUCUUUGACAUCACACUUUCAUCUUUUUUUCAACUAAAUUAUGAAGUAACUUUGUGUAUCUUAAAAUUCAUUUAAUUCCUUCUUUCAAAUUUUCAUUUUUGGCUAAAUUUUUAAGUUUUAAAGUGUUUUGUAUAAUUCUUGGAUUAAAAUGGGCUCAGAGAAACGUUAUUGUGGAAACAUCCUGUGGAUGAUGGAGUUUGUGGUGGACGAUCUGCUGAUUACACGCCAGAAUAAGUGUGCGCCAGAGGAGUAUCCCACCUGUGUUGAGAUCACCUUCCGGUCGUCGGUCUACGUGAGUGUCUGCGACCGGGAAUACGGCUCCUGCGUGAAUCCCCUGUCGCCCAAGUGCGGCAAGUGCGUAGUUUUCACGCUAGACUCUCCGGUCAAAGAGGAGGAUAAGCUUUUCAUACACGUUUACAAAAAACGCUCGAACUGCAAAUAUUUGCUUGGAAUGACCGAGAUGAAGGCCAAACCUAUCUUCGAUCGGGUGAAGACAGACUUUGAUGCUAUAAAUCCCGACUGGCAGGCGGGCAUAAUGCACAAUGUGAUCACUAGACCCAAUCUAAGGAAGGGAUGCAAGCCCAACAUUUGUGCCUGCUAUGGCGCAGUGCCGGAACGUCCGGAGUCAUACUGCGCCACCUCGGAGUUGACCAAGCGGCUGUUGCCGCUGUUCAAUCAAUGCAAGAUGCAGACUGGGAAUUUGAUUCUAAUCAUGAGAGUGGUCUGCAAUGGGCCAGCCGUCAUCUCAACAUUUCCAUUCCAGUCCCCAAAGACCAAGUGCCCGUGUCUAGGAUGUCCUUGAGUGGAAUUUUAAAUGAAAUUUUUAAAAUAUCAAUUUAUAUAGUCAAGGACUACGAAAUAUAAUAAACAGAAUUUUAUUUACAAAA